Messenger RNA from Catharus ustulatus (Swainson's thrush), 3297 nucleotides. It is a transcript of the gene QRFPR, whose product is annotated as pyroglutamylated RFamide peptide receptor. NCBI's taxonomy places the organism in Eukaryota, Metazoa, Chordata, Aves, Passeriformes, Turdidae. Bases 305 to 1603 code for a protein of 432 amino acids. Gene Ontology annotation, molecular function: neuropeptide Y receptor activity; peptide binding. Gene Ontology annotation, cellular component: membrane. The transcript is spliced from 6 exons. The record is from RefSeq and is a predicted model, not a curated record. Gene Ontology annotation, biological process: G protein-coupled receptor signaling pathway.
CCGGGCGGAGCCGCCGCCGCCCGCGGGCUGCUCCGGCUCUGUGCGCUCCAUCCUCCGCCCGCGGGCUGCUCCGGCUCUGUGCGCUCCAUCCUCCGCUCGCGGGGUGCUCCGGCUCUGUGCGCUCCAUCCUCCGCCCGCGGGCUGCUCCCGGCUCUGUGCGCUCCAUCCUCCGCCCGCGGGCUGCUCCGGCUCUGUGCGCUCCAUCCUCCGCCCGCGCGCCGGAGGAGCAGUGGUCCGGCCAUGGCGGGGCGCGGGCGGCGGCGCUGAGGGCUGAGGGGGGUGUGUCGGUCCCCGAGCGGGCGCCAUGCGGUCCCUGAACAUCACCCCGGAGCAGUUCGCGCAGCUCCUGCGGGACAACAACGUGACGCGGGAGCAGUUCAUUGCUCUCUACGGGCUGCAGCCGCUGGUGUACAUCCCGGAGCUGCCGGGGCGCACCAAGGUGGCCUUCGUCCUCAUCUGCGUUCUCAUCUUCGCCCUGGCGCUCUUCGGCAACUGCCUGGUGCUCUACGUGGUGACCCGCAGCAAAGCCAUGAGGACCGUCACCAACAUCUUCAUCUGCUCCCUGGCGCUCAGCGACCUCUUCAUCGCCUUCUUCUGCGUGCCCUUCACCAUGCUGCAGAACAUCUCCUCCAACUGGCUCGGCGGUGCCUUUGCUUGCAAGAUGGUGCCAUUUGUUCAGUCCACUGCUAUUGUCACUGAGAUUCUUACCAUGACCUGCAUUGCUGUGGAAAGACACCAGGGAAUUGUGCAUCCACUAAAAAUGAAGUGGCAGUACACCAAUAAAAGAGCUUUCACAAUGCUUGGCAUAGUCUGGUUGCUGGCUCUUAUUGUUGGGUCACCCAUGUGGUACGUGCAACGGCUUGAGGUUAAAUAUGACUUUCUGUAUGAAAAAGUGCAUGUUUGUUGCUUGGAAGAAUGGGCCAGUCCCAUUUAUCAGAAGAUCUAUACGACCUUUAUUCUUGUUAUACUCUUCCUUCUUCCACUGAUGCUGAUGCUUUUUUUGUACACUAAAAUUGGCUAUGAACUCUGGAUUAAGAAAAGAGUGGGAGAUGCUUCAGUUCUUCAAACCAUUCAUGGGAGCGAAAUGUCUAAAAUAUCAAGGAAGAAGAAGCGAGCAAUUGUUAUGAUGGUGACAGUGGUGUUUCUCUUUGCAGUCUGUUGGGCCCCUUUCCACGUGAUUCACAUGAUGAUGGAAUACAGUAAUUUUGAGAAGGAGUAUGAUGAUGUGACAAUCAAAAUGAUCUUUGCAAUUGUCCAGAUCAUAGGGUUCUUCAAUUCUAUUUGCAACCCUAUUGUGUAUGCUUUCAUGAAUGAGAACUUCAAGAAAAAUUUUCUGUCUGCCCUCUGCUUCUGCAUUGUGAAAGACAGCACAUCCCCAGGCAGACAGCUUGGGAACUCAGGAAUUACCAUGAGGAGGAAAAAGCCAAAUGCAUCUCAGAGAGAUGCCAUGGAUUCAGAUGAAGGCAGGAGGGAGGCGUUCAGCGAUGGCAACAUCGAGGUCAAGUUCUGUGAUCAGCCAGCUUCCAAAAGGAAUUUGAGAAGGCACCUGGUCCUGUUCAGCUCUGAGCUGACUGUGCACUCUGCAGUAGGAAAUGGACAGUAGCAUCACAAGGGGUUUGGGAAUGGAGAAAUCAUUCUCUUUGUGAUCAUUUCAAUAAGCCAUUUAAAAGAGUUUGCUACUUUGCAUGCUGAAAUGAGGGGGGAAAUGAUGUGUGGACUCUAAUCAUGUUGGGCUAGUGGCUGAGAAAAUGUAAUACUUAUUUAUGAAGACAAGGAGUAAAACUUUGGAAAACAGCAUUACUGUAUGAUUUCCAGAAGAAAAAAAAAUAUUUUUGUCCUGAGCUAAUUUAGGGCUUGUUUGCCCUCUGCUUUAGGUAAACAAAACAACUGCUGCUCGCUCCGUUUAUUCUGUGUCUGGACUGUACAAGCUGAAUGCCAGAAGACAGGAAGUAUGGAGAGAAUGUGCACCUUUUUGGGAAAACUUGCAAGUCUGCUCUCUGCAGCUUUGAGGACAGAGCAGCCUCAGCUCUGAGUUCAGGAAAGAACUGCUUUAGAAAAAUGAAAGGGAUUGUGGAAGAGUUAUCCAGAACGUGACUCUGAAGAGAUUUAGGAUUUUAACAUCGCAUGCACGUUCAGAUUUUGUUACCAUAUUAAUAAUUAACAAUGCAUGCAUAAUUACUGUGCUGUUUUUACAGUUAAAUUCUUGGGUACAAAUUUAAAUGCCAUUGUAUUGCCCUGCAAACUGCAUUAUUCUGCUGGAAAAUGGAGGAGCUGCAAAAAUGCUGUACAAGAGAGUGUAGAUGCAGGAGGUGUUGUCUGUAAACACUGAAUUGAACUUGCAGUCAUGCUUGGACACAUGACUCUUGGGUUGAAAGGGUGGUAUUGCCAUUUUCUGGAGGGUUAUAAGGGCCUCAUCCAGUCUGAUGGGACUUCACAGAAGACUUUGAAUGGAAUAUCAUGGUCUUUUGACCAGACAUGCUUGUGUUUUUGUCUGUCCAUCAUCUUCAAAGGGGAUUAAUUGCCAUCUGAGAACUGGGCCAGUGCUUGGUUAUUUUAGGUUUCCCAGUAAAUUGUGGGGUUGAUAUCCAUAUAAAUUCUAAAUGUUUUUGCUCUCAGUGGGCCAAACUGCAAAAUUGCAAAGGUGUGUUUACAAGUGUUGGACUGGGGGGGAUGUGUGAUCUAGACUGGCACACUGGGAUCUGAUCCCAUAAAUGAGGCCAUGAAAUGCAGAAUUUGCCACUCCAGGUGAGGCUGGGUGGGAUCCUUUAACAGCCUGUAAAAUGUCAGUGCUCACUUGUCACCCCUUGCCUCACCUAUGGGACCUUGGUGCUGCCAGUCAGUUUUAAGAUUCUUUCACAUUGCUGCUUUACACUUUAUUAUAAAUGAAUACUUAGGAUAAAAUAUCCUUGUAUAAUUUGGAAGUACUACAGAUUGCAAUGGGUUUGUGACACCCUUUAUUAACAUAUAUAUUUUUAUAUUCCAUAUGAUACACUCCUGUGCAAUGACAGAAUGUUCCUGACUUGUCCUGAGGGGCAGGAAUUAAGAGCUUAAUGGAUUAUUAUCAUAAUAGUUUUCCUCAGCAGAUGUAAAGUUUAACUGCCUGAUGGUGAGAACUAUGUGUUUGGACAGAAUCUGUGACUGAAAACUAAUUUAUUGUAAGCUAUUUAUUUAUUUGUGCUGCUGAUUUCAGUGACAGAUUUUAACAAGCAUUUAACCAAAACUUCCAAGUAUCUUAUGUUUUUGUUUUGUCUUACCUACUUCUUCUGAUGUCCCAUAAAAUGUUGUGUCAAUGAGUAA